AUGUCAAAGCCUAUGGAUGUGGAGCAGCUUCCCAGCAGUCAUCAUUUUGAAGGUGAUGUUGCUACCAAACCAGAGCUUCAUGUCAAUGUUCCCGAGGCACGACAGUCCUUUAUAAGAAAGAAGUUCGAUCGCAGGGUCCUCCCGAUUGUCUGUACACUCUACGUUUUGUCUUACCUGGACAGGAGCAACAUUGGCAACGCAAAGGCGGCUGGUCUCGAAAAAGACCUUCGCUUGAGUAAUUAUCAAUGGUCCUGGGUCUUGUACUCAUUCUAUAUCUGCUAUAUUGUUUUUGAAUGGACUACGAUCCUUUGGAAAAUCUUCCCUGCACACCUCUACGUUGCGCUGCUGUGUAUUUGCUGGGGUGCAGCGGCCAUGUGCACGGGUGCUGUCAACAAUUUCACGCAGCUUCUUGCUUGUAGAUGUCUGUUGGGCAUCUUUGAAUCCAUCUUCAGCAGUGGAGCACCUUAUUUCCUCUCGCUGUUUUACCAGAGGAGGGAGCUUGGCUUCAGAGUUUCGCUGCUUCUAGGGAUGUCUCCUGUCGCAAAUUGCUUUGCCUCCGCUCUGGCAUACGGUAUCACUCAGAUCAAGGGCUCUCUUGAACCAUGGCGGUACCUGUUCAUCAUAGGCGAGUAUUUCUUUCUACUUGCGCUCAAGGGUGCACCAACGGUCUUGUUUGCCGCUGUUGUCUUCUUGUAUCUCCCCGAUUCUCCGGGAAGUGCGAAAUUCCUGAAUGAGACUGAGCAGAUCGAGGCUGUGGAGCGUUUGCAAACGAUUGAUCGGACAGCCAAGAACAAAUUGCAAUGGAAGCAAGUGACUAGCGGCUUGAAAGAUUACAAAAACUACGUCCACAUGACGAUUCAUUUCUGCUGCAACUUUUCCUUUUCAGCCCUGUCGAACUUCCUGCCAACAAUUAUUGAGACUAUGGGGUACACUUCUGUCAACGCUCAAGGCCUCUCGGCACCCGCUUACUUCGCCUCUUUUCUAUGUUGUAUCGUUGCCGCGAUAGUAUCUGAUCGCUGGGGUAACCGAGGCUAUGUGAUUACGUUCUUCGCCGUCCUAGGCACAAUUGGAUACAUAAUACUGACCUGUGUCACGGAUGAAUCAAAGACUGGGGCACGGUAUACGGGGAUCUGGCUUGCAACAUGUGGGAUUUUCCCAGCCUUGUCAAUCAACAUUACAUGGCUAUUGAACAACCAGGGAGGGGAGAGCAAGAAAGGUGCAGGAAUGGCCAUGCUCGCCAUCUUUGGACAGUGUUCGAGUUUGAUCAGCAGCUCCGUCUUUCCAAACAAGGAUGCGCCCUUCUAUACGACAGGAUGUGCCCUCGGUUGUGUUUUCACCGGCAUAAUUGCUAUCCUAGCUAUGGGACUUCAUAUCUCGUUGACUCUGGAAAAUCGCAAACGGGAUCGAUUAUAUGGACAAGUCAGCGAGCAUAACCGAGUUGAUGUUACUGAUGGUGGAGACCAGAACCCUGCCUUCCGUUAUCUGACUUGA
Molecule: messenger RNA, 1491 nt
Organism: Penicillium brasilianum
Lineage: Eukaryota; Fungi; Ascomycota; Eurotiomycetes; Eurotiales; Aspergillaceae
Source: the annotation of a GenBank genome assembly